AAUACCAGCCGUGCAGCAAAUGCCCAAAUUACAAUCUCCUCCUAUUCCGUGGAUGCAUCAAGGAUCAAGAAGUGCGCAACAAGAUGUUGCUCCUCCAUGGGUCAAUCGUGAGGAAAAUGACGAUGCUAAUGUGCGGCCAAGCUCCACGCAUAUUGUACCGAUGCAGGUUGAAGGAAGAGAUAAUUCACAACCGACGACUCCACAAACACCUGGAGCUAACAAACCAGGAGUUCGAGUGGUUCCAAUUAAAAUUGAAAGAUCUGAUAGAAAUACUCCACCGAAACAAAGAACACCUGAAGUGACUAAUCAGACGCCAGUUGGUUGGGGAAAAAAUAAUUCGGGUACGCCUACACAAUCUCGCGCUUUUAGAUUUCUACAACAGACUACUGAAGGUUACGAUGAUAUUAAACCCAAAACCGUGGUUGUACCAAUCGAGUAUGAGCAGCCUCCAUCUGAGCAAAUGCGCAAAUUACAAUUGGCAGAAGAUGACAAACUGCUUAUGGAUCAAUUUAAAGCGCAUGUCGAUGAGGAACAGUACUUGCAUACUGAAGAAGAGCCCAGAUUUCGAGGCGCCGCUAUUCCAUCGAAAGCAUUCAGAGUUUUGCAGUGCAUGACGGGCACCCAAGCAGAUGCUUGUCAGGAUGAAGGACCUAAAGGGCAGACACGUCCUGUUAAGCCACCAAAACCACAAGGAGUGGAUCCGACUUCGCCAAAGCCCUACAUACCACCGAGCGAACAGAAGGUACUAGAACCUAGAAAAUAUACUGGAUGCAACAUACCUGGACGCUCAUUUAAAAUUUUGCAAGCCAUUACUGAGCCCGAAAACUACGGGCCGGGCCAGUCUGACUUGUGAAAUGUCUAGGGAGUUCAUCAGGGCGGCGUUCCAUUAAAACUCAAAGCCUCCAUGAAUAUAAAAAUCCAUUCAAAUGGCGAGGUUUCAACGCCAAGUAUCCAUAUAACAUACACAGAAAAAUAUGGAUAAAUAUUGUAUCUUAUAACUUAGUUAUAAAAAUUGACAUCUAUAAAGUUAGGUAGAAAAUGGCAUUCAAGUGCCGCAUUAAUAUGCUUGUACAUCAUCAGUUGAUUUGACUCUUCAAGUAGAAGUUAGAUUUUUGAACAUUUUGAGCGUCUUAUAUUUUUGUUCUUGAAAUAAAUACAUUACAGUAUGGCAACUCAUAUUGCAGUCUCUGAUAAUAAAUAUUCAGCUGAUUUUGUACAAACAUCAUACCACGUAAGAAUAUUUGCAAACCCUGGACUUCCUCAAAACAAUAUGUCAGUUAACUCAGCAACGGUGCAACUCCAGUACCUGCACAAUAAAUAACUAAAUAUACGAUUUGUUUACAUGAAUAUUUUUUCGAGGUCUUUAGUUUAGAAUGGUUAUUGAAUGCUUAUAAUAUGUUAGUUUGUGUUGAGCCUGUGAAGUGAUAAAUAAUGGCGCAUUUCUUACGGAUAAUUGUCGUUCAUUUUAGUAGUCUCGAUAGUAAAAUAUUUUACAAGUGGUUUUUAUAUCU
Ctenocephalides felis (cat flea) is the source of this 1511-nucleotide messenger RNA. RefSeq lists its product as uncharacterized. NCBI's taxonomy places the organism in Eukaryota, Metazoa, Arthropoda, Insecta, Siphonaptera, Pulicidae. The record is from RefSeq and is a predicted model, not a curated record. Bases 20 to 853 code for a protein of 277 amino acids. The transcript has 7 exons.